UACUAUAUACUUCCUGAAAGUUUGAUCAGCUCAGUCUGAUCAUUCUGAACAAGAGAAAGGCAGCUUCAUCACCAGGCAGGUCUGAGUUGAUUUCAACAUGCAGGGAAAUCCACGGCAAAAUCUGCCGUCACUUGUGAUCAACCUCUUUCAUGAGGCAUUUCAGAACAUCCCAGUCACCAUGUGUGUCCUGGCUUUAAACGUGUGUCUUUACAUGUUCCCAGCUGCUCCUUUUGGGGAGGUUUGUGUGAACCUCCAACAUGUUUACACGAAUAAAGAGUGGUGGCGCCUCUUCCUGGCCCCUCUGCACCAUCUUGGUUUAAGGCACCUUCUCUUAAACAUGACUUGUUUAUUCGUGGACGGCAACAGUCAUGAGCGGCGUAUGGGUGGAGGCUGGUUCUUUUACCUGCUGUGUGUCUUCUAUCUGCUCACAGGGCUGAUGCACCUGCUGCUGCAGGCGGGGCUGACUCAACUCAACAAUAUCUCUGGGCUGCUUGAGGGAUUGACAGGCGGGUGUUCUGCUGGCUUCUCAGGAGUCCUUUUUGCUCUGAUUGUGAUCAGCAUCACCUACCACUCCGGUGAUGUGGUCUACGUACAUACCGUUCCUGUGCCCAAAAGCUAUGCUAUCUGGGUCGUGUUUGUGGUGGUCCAUCAAUUUGAAAAAGAGGCCUCUCUGAUUGGCCACCUGGCAGGCAUCCUUGUGGGUCUGCUGUACACUAAGGGUCCACUGGAGACCAUCAUGAAGACAUGUGCAGGACGAGCCUGGCGUGGAGAUGUUUAACACCCCAUUGAGGAUGAGCUCAGGGAGAGGAGACUGAGGAGGUUUGGACAAGUCCCUGACCAAGACAGGAGGGGAUCGUAAUGACUGAGAAGACAUUGUUAUCAUUCUUACAUCAUUACCUCGUCAUUGUCAUGCCUUGUUUUCUUCUGGAUGUUGUUGGUAGUUUGUUUUUAUUUCUUUUUGUUUCAUAUUGACUUUCAUUCAUUUCUUUAUGGUGUGUUGAUGCUUCAUCAUGUGGAGAAACCGUACAAAGGACUUCUUGCUGGAUGUUUGCACUUCCCAGCUGCCGUAAAAAUGUGAUGCUACCAUGAACUCUCUCGGUGACUGCUUGGUUCUGUACACUAAAUAGAUAUAUCCCUCAGUUAGAGGACACAGGCCUUAAAUACUACUAUUAGUACAAAUACUACAGAUAAUGAGAAUAAAAAACAGCCUCAUUCCUUUAGUCGUACUUCAAGGACAAGAUUUGUAUGACUGUUAAAUUAUUUUAUUUUUGUAUUUUGCGUAUUAAUUUCUGUAUUGUACAUCCAAGUGUUUGCCAUUUUAUAAAAACAAUAAAUAAAUGUGUUAAAAAUAUAAAA
This is a messenger RNA of Notolabrus celidotus (New Zealand spotty), 1356 nucleotides long. Its product is annotated as rhomboid-related protein 4-like. Gene Ontology annotation, cellular component: membrane. The transcript has 6 exons. Lineage: Eukaryota; Metazoa; Chordata; Actinopteri; Labriformes; Labridae. The record is from RefSeq and is a predicted model, not a curated record. Gene Ontology annotation, molecular function: serine-type endopeptidase activity. The coding region runs from base 98 to 778 and encodes 226 amino acids.